Molecule: messenger RNA, 1362 nt
Organism: Stereum hirsutum FP-91666 SS1
Lineage: Eukaryota; Fungi; Basidiomycota; Agaricomycetes; Russulales; Stereaceae
Exons: 3
Coding region: 57-881 (274 amino acids)
Source: RefSeq, a predicted model, not a curated record
ACAUCCUCUUCACCCUCUCCUCUAGCCAUCCAAAUUUGUUAACUAGGCAAAUCCGAAUGGAAAUCGACCUCAAGUCACCCUCCUUCCGCACUAUGCGAAGCUCGACCAAGCGCGCACGUUCUCCAGAGUCGCCGAGUCCCACAGAACGACCGAUGAAACGACUACUGGUCUCCGUGAACAGUGAUACUUCGGUGCCCCUACUAUCCUCUCUGCCCUCGUACCAGGCGGUGGCCCACGCACAGGCAUAUACGCCAGUUACACCCUCUCUACACCAUGGAAAUGUAAACGGGAGGGAAGAGCAAUGGGUCGCUCAGACGCGAGAGUUGACUAUCGCACCAAACGCGUCGCCUUACGCUCACAGCGACGAUGUAAGCAUGAGCUGCGAUGACGAACCAAUACUACGAUCUCCUCAGGCACGCUCCCUAGUUCCCGCAAUCUCAAUAUCCAUAGACCACGCAUCGCCACACUCUUCCGCCAUGUCUGGGUCACCAUAUUCGCCCUAUCCCCACUUCGACCAUCCAUCACGACCAUCCCCACCAUUACCGAAUCCAAGCUCUCCAUUCCUGACAGUAAACCACCCGUCAGCACCCACGCCCCCACUGGGCAACACUCCCAGUCCCGUUAGCCCGACGGGUCCUCUACCUCCCUCGUUCCUGCGGCAUCAUUCGCCUUCACCUGCUUCGCCGCUCAGCCAAGCUGGAAAUGUGCAGGUAGAUGCGGACCAGACGAUGUGGGAAGAUGUACGGAUGGAGACUCCUCCUGUGCAGCCAGACGGGGCGCACGGUCGACCGAAACCGAAGCCAAGGUUCUCUAUGGGUCCGAGGACGGAUUGUGAGAAGUGCAGGUUGGGCGUGAAGGGGCACUGGGCGCACUUCGAUUGAGGUGAGAGGUAUGGUCUUGGCCGGGGUUCGAAAGUCGUUUCGCCGAGUAUUGCUCGUUUGGGGGCCGGAGGUUCGUUUUGUUUUGCUUUAGUUCUGGUUUUCUGUAUUUUUGGUCCUUAUGUAGUCAGUCGUGCUGAGAGGUUGCUCUGGAGGAAUGUUCGUCGCUUUCAUGCUUUGUUCUUCAUAUACGCACAGCGCUCGUAUUUAUCUGGCAGGUACACGGGACGGUCGUCUGCCACCGUAAUAUUCCAUGCUUCAUUGCGAUAUCAUUGAAUAGGAUAAAUCACCAUGCUCGUAAUCCCUUCUUAAUUAAUGCCCUAUUUUGACACCUUUCCUAUAUUCCUAAGCUGACAAUGGGACAGUCUCGAUUUGGUCUCGAUGUUCGGUAGUCAAUUUGUUCUCAAUGCUGUGUUGAAUGCGCCACACUAUACUUCGUCGCAUACAGACUCUCCGUGUAUAAUCACAUCUAUUCAUCCUAAAU